CCUGCCCACCUUCUGGCCCUAGGAUGGUGCUUCCCACUGGCGGGCAUGCAUAGCGGUCGGAGAUGACACCAGACGUAAUGCUCUUCUUCGUGGUGGCUGGAUUGCUGACGGCAGCUCUCUCAGGUCACGCAAGUCCAGCCCCAUCUGGCCAGCCCAACACCACCAGUGAAGAGAGCCAGCUCUCGGAGCCAGGGGAGCGACUCCAGGUCCGCCUGAUGAACGGUAGCAGCCGCUGCAACGGGACGGUGGAGGUCUGGUUCCGGCAGUCCUGGGAGCCCGCAUGCGGGGCACUCUGGGACCUCCGCGCCUCCGAGGCCGUGUGCCGCUCGCUGGGCUGCGGCCGGGCGGAGCCGCGGGAACAGCCCGUCCUGGCGACCCCGGCGCUGCCGCCUGGUGCAGCCGCGGGAAACGCCAGCUGGGCCCCGAAUACCACGUGGGCCCUGGCGCCCACCGUCCAGUGCAGCGGCCCCGAAUGGCAGCUCUGCAAGGUGGUGGAGCACGCGUGCAGCAGCGACGAGAGGCCGGUCCAGGUCACCUGUGCAGAAAACCUCGAUUUGAAAUUGGUGGGUGGUGGCAGCCCGUGCGAGGGCCGCGUGGAGAUGCUGGAGCACGGACAGUGGGGUUCGGUGUGUGACGACACGUGGGACCUGGACGAUGCCCACGUGGUGUGCCGGCAACUGAGCUGCGGCUGGGCGGUCCAGGCCCUGCCCGGCUUGCACUUUGCCCCUGGCCGUGGACGCAUCCACCGGGACCAAGUGAACUGUUCCGGGUCGGAGACCUACCUGUGGGACUGCCUGGGGCUGCCGGGAAACGGCUACUGUGGCCACAAGGAGGACGCCGGCGUGGUGUGCUCAGAGCACCAGUCCUGGCGCCUGACCGGGGGCGCUGACCCCUGCGAGGGGCAGGUGGAGGUAUACUUCCGAGGGGUCUGGAGCACAGUGUGUGACAGUACGUGGUACGAACCAGAGGCCAAGGUGCUCUGCCGGGACUUGGGCUGUGGGACUCUGGCCCGGGUGCCCAAGGGGCUGCCACACUCCCUGUCGGGCAAGAUGUACUACUCAUGCGAGGGAGGGGAGCCCACGCUCUCCGAGUGCUUCUGGCGGUUCAAUAACUCCAACCUCUGCAGCCAAUCACAGGCAGCCAGGGUCCUCUGCUCAGGUGCCCGGAGCCUGCUCAAUCUGUCCGCUUCUGAAAUCCCUGCAAGUGGUCAGCCGGUCACUGUGGAAUCUUCUGUGACGGUGAAAAUGAAGGACUGGGAAUCUCGAGAGCUAAUGCUCCUCAUCCCUUGCAUCGUUCUGGGAAUUCUCCUUCUUGUCUCACUCAGUUUCAUAGCCAUCAUCCUCUUGAGAAUUAAAGGAAAAUACGCCCUCCCCGCUAUGGUGAACCACCAGCACCUACCCACCACCACCCCAGCGGGGACCACAAGCUAUCAAGAGGUUCCCAUCACCAUCGCCAAAGAAGAAAUUCCCAAGCUGCCCAUCCAGGUGCAGGCUCCGCCCCCUGAAGACACGAACUCCAGCUCCGACUCAGACUAUGAGCACUAUGACUUCAGCAGCCAGCCACCUGUGGCCCUGACCACCUUCUACAAUUCCCAACGGCACCGCUUCACGGAUGAAGAGGUCCAGCAGAACAGGUUCCAGAUGCCCCCCUUGGAGGAAGGACUCGAAGAGGUGCAUGCCUCCCAGGUCCCACCUGCCAACCGUGAACACUGCAUUGCAGACCCCCGCUCCACGGGCCCUCCGCACCACCCAAGGAGCAAGAGUGGCUGCAGCACGUCUUCAGGGGAGGAGUACUGUAACAGCCCCAGCAGCAGGCUACCUCCGUGCAACUCUCAAGUGUUUUCUUCAGAGAGGAACCCCCUGCUGGGGCAGCCCCUGAACUUGGAGCUGGCUGGCUCCCAGGCAGCUUUUCCAGCAGGGCCCUCGGCUGAUGACAGCUCCAGCACCUCCUCCGGAGAGUGGUACCAGAACUUCCAGCCGCCGCCCCAGCUCCCAUCUGCUGAGCAGUUUGGAUGUCCAGGGUCCCUCACUCCCCAGCCUGACUUCUCCUCCAAUGAAGACUAUGAUGACAUCGGAGCAGCCUAGCCUGGGCCCGGCGCGGCUCUGUGCGCUCCCUGUCUCCGGACUCCGGC
Messenger RNA from Balaenoptera acutorostrata (minke whale), 2131 nucleotides. It is a transcript of the gene CD6, whose product is annotated as CD6 molecule. Gene Ontology annotation, cellular component: membrane. Bases 63 to 2084 code for a protein of 673 amino acids. The record is from RefSeq and is a predicted model, not a curated record. Lineage: Eukaryota; Metazoa; Chordata; Mammalia; Artiodactyla; Balaenopteridae. The transcript has 13 exons.